This is a messenger RNA of Zophobas morio, 2513 nucleotides long. RefSeq lists its product as uncharacterized. The transcript has 11 exons. Gene Ontology annotation, cellular component: nucleus; cytoplasm. The record is from RefSeq and is a predicted model, not a curated record. Gene Ontology annotation, molecular function: protein serine/threonine phosphatase activity. The coding region runs from base 32 to 2449 and encodes 805 amino acids. NCBI's taxonomy places the organism in Eukaryota, Metazoa, Arthropoda, Insecta, Coleoptera, Tenebrionidae.
GUUCGAGUAAUUUAGUCACGAUGACGUUCAAAUGGGUUCGGGUUAUGGCGAUUCGAAGUUGAACGCAAAAUCCCCGAUGAGCAACUUGACGUCGUCUCUGUUCAGCUCCCCCUUCGAACUGUGUGAUGUUGUUUCAACCGUCUUUUUUUGUAAGGCGGAUGAAACCAUGAUGCUGGUCGUAGAACCCACGACGAACGAGUACUGGAUACCGUCCGUGAAGGCGACAGAGCGUAGUUCUUGGUUGAGCUUCGUGCGGAAAGACCUGGGCCAAGACAUAUUUGGAGCGACUCUUCCGACAGAUAAGUUGAUGCGGUACGUCAAAGUGUGGUUGCCUGCGACUGUUAAACCUGGUUACAUUAGUCACUCGAUCUUCAACAUCCAGGUGAAUAUGGCUGUGAAGAAGAAAUCGAAAAGCAUCUCUGCAAAGUUCAAGGGCAAGAUUUGCUGGAGCAGUUUUGAUGAGGUCAUGAACUACCACACAAACAACUUAUUAAAGAGUCCCGAAAUUGUUGAUCUCAUGUGCUGGAAUCUCAAUAGGAAAUCAACGAUUGCUAAUAUACCUAGUGAGCACAUGAUGGUAGGUAACUUUAUGGAAAUUAACGACACCAUCUUAAUUACUGCAAGAAAUACGAUCUACGAACAGAUAGUACAUGCGUCGGGGCUCAGCCGAGCCGCUCAAGAAAUUCUCUACACACAGUUCCUCAUAGUAUGUUUUCCUUGCGUGUACAUGUCUCUGCAGAAUUUUUCCAAGUUCAUGAUCGGUUUACGUUGGGGCAAAGACGAUAUUCCUCACUUAUUUCGAUCGGCAGAUUUGUACGACCGUGGAGGACUCUCUUUUAGAGAGUUUAUCUACUUUCUGGCGGCUACUGAACAGGGCACUAGCCAUGGAGGUGGUAAUGCGGAGUUGCGCUGUCGCUAUAUCUUUAGAUAUUUGGAUACCAGCAAUGAGCACGUGUUAAAACGUAACCAACUGAAGAACUUUAUUCGUUUGAUAAGAAAGGCUAGGAAGCAGCCGCUGACCGAAGACGGCAUCGAGAAGGAGUUGAAGGAAUGCUAUCAGAGUAUAGGUGUUGCCGAAAACCACGCACUCACAAUUUCGGAGUUCCUACGCGCAGUUGGAGAACUGAAGGUGAGAGGAACUUCACUGAUUUGUCGAGCGCCCACGAGCAUUAAAAUUUUCGUCAAGGAGAUAAGUGACAUGUAUCCACGAGAGAAAGGAACCUAUGGAAGUAAAACUUCUGCGCUGCAGAUGUCUACGCAGAGUCCAGCAUAUCAACUAGCGUUGCACAGUGUCAAGAUCCAGUCGAGCGCCGCAGCUAUCAAGAUACAGCAGUUUUGGAACAUUGACAACGCAACAUCUGCGGUAAAUGUGAGCGCUAUCCCCUUCAACGAAAUCUUGCGCAAGGAAUCCAUGCACAUGUUUGAUCAACACUCCGAAUCGAACGAACUUCUAAAAGCCAUCCGUUACCUAAUGCAAGUGAACGGUAAAAAGAACGAAGCCUAUAUAAGGAUUGACACUAUGAAUUUCGAGUGGGGACAGCUGAACCCGCAUGUGGUGUUUCAGAAUUUAUUCACUGUCUGUAGUGUGGUGAAAGAAAUUUUGAAGACCGAACCUAGAUUGGUGGACGUAUCAGCGCCGGUCUACAUCAUGGGUGACUUACAUGGCAACUUCGCCGACCUUCUAUUCUUCGAGAAGAUGUUUUGGCCCGUGGGACCUGCGUUGUGUCCUUGUAAUCUUCUGUUCUUGGGGGACUAUGUAGAUCGUGGGGUGUACAGUUUUGAAGUCGCUUGCUACCUUCUUUGCUACAAACUGCAAAGUCCGCGGAAGGUGUUUCUGUUGAGAGGGAAUCACGAGAUUCGACGCGUACAGGCGCAGUGGACUUUUGAGAAGGAGUGUAAACUCAAGUUUGGAGAAAAACUCGGCUCGUUGGUCCAUAAUGUUAUCAAUGAUGUGUUCGAUGUGUUGCCUCUGGCGGCGGUAAUCGACGAUAGCGUUUUCUGCUGUCAUGGUGGUAUUCCUCCACCUUGGUUGUGUCCUGUGACUAGCGCAAUCAAAGACAUACCUAUAGUGUUACCAGAACCCCAAGAUCAAAGUUACCUCGCUUGGGAACUAAUGUGGAACGACCCAGUUCGUACUAAACACAUAACGGAAAAAGUUAUGAUAGAGCUUCAAGCUAAUGAAGGUUUUGCCAUGAACAGUCGAAGAGGUACCGCCCACAUUUUCAGCGUUGAAGCUUUGGAGAAAUUUCUAGCCGUAAAUCGUUACACUCAUUUAGUGCGUGCUCACGAAGUUGUAGAAGCUGGUUUUUACCUGCAACAGAAAGGUCACAUGGUGACCGUCUUCUCUUCAUCCAAGUACUGUGGAGGAACUAACAUGGCGGCUUGCAUUUUCGCCGAUCAAGGGAAACUAAGGGUUAUGAGGGUGGAACUCGAAUCAACUACAACGUGAAUAAAAUUCUAUUUUGUCAAAAUAAACCGUGUCGAAGUUGUUCGCCUGUAGAUAAGAGAGUAAC